AUGAUCCCCAGGCCUUACUUCACUAGCGCCGACAGAGACGCUCUACUAGCAGAGAAGGUCAUCAUUAUACAGUCCCAUACCCGUGGUAUGAUAGCUAGAAUACGCUGCCGGCAUCUCCGAAUUGAGAGGGAAAAGUUUGAGAGACAACGACAGCGUGAGGAGGAAGAAGCCAUUAUUGAGGAUGAACAUAUACGUAGACGGGAGGUCGAACGCAGGCUCCAUCCAAGGACAUAUGAUGACUUCAUCACUUUGUACAAUGAGGUGGAGGCAUGGAGACGGAACGAGACAAGACGUAUAAAAGAGUGUGCUCUGUCAAAGGAGGAGCAGCAGGUGGCGUUGAAAGAGUUACUUGACAAGGAAGUCAAACUAUUACAGACAAUAGAUCGAUUGAAGUUACAUGCUCAUAAACACAAUAGGAGCACUAAGAUCGACAGGAAACUAGAGGCUAUGGCUAGACCCAAGGUAUGGACACAGAGUGAUGGUGAUAGCACUCUCGUGUACACACCCUCUACUACUCGGGCCAAGGAGUACAUGGAUCUGUAUAAGGCUCUACGGCUCACAACACUUACUAUCAAUGAGCGAUUGGAUCUACUACUACAUAUUAAAUGGGCUGUGAAGAGCUACCCUUGUGAAGUGACUGCUGCCUUGGCUGAGCUCCUCGACCGUGAAGCAGAUCUACUGAAUCGUGGUAGAGGUAGUCGCAGCUUGAAGGCUUUGCGAGAGAGGAUAUCCAAUCUCUUCUUCGACUACAUCAGCACACCUAAA
This is a messenger RNA of Perkinsus marinus ATCC 50983, 765 nucleotides long. RefSeq lists its product as hypothetical. The transcript has 8 exons. NCBI's taxonomy places the organism in Eukaryota, Perkinsozoa, Perkinsida, Perkinsidae. The annotation marks the transcript as partial. The record is from RefSeq and is a predicted model, not a curated record. Gene Ontology annotation, molecular function: protein binding.